CCCACCACGCGCACAACACAACCACACCAGCGGUAUCGCUUCAAGAGCACGGAGCACACAAACAACAAGCUUACAGAGCACAUUGCCCACCCGUACAAGACAAUCUACAGCGAGGUACAGCAACAGCACUCGGAAUGACGAACAAAGCAGCAACAGCGGCAGCGCUCAUCAUGCUGCUCGACUCCAGCCAAGCGUUCACGUCCACUUUCCUCUCUCCCAGCAAACUGGCGAUGCAUCGUAGCACAUCCCCUUCCAGCACCGCAGUCCCCACCACGACAGUCACCAUGGACUGCGGUCCGUGGGACUUGGAAUGCUACGGCGUGCACCCGUUUGGGAGUGAGCGGGGCAGGGGGAGAGGCGUCAGGGGCGGCGGCGGCCGCGGCCGCGGCGGCGGUGGGCGACGGAACAGGGGGAUCCAACGGUACCGCCCAUCAUUCGGUCCCAUGAUUUUCGCGCCCUCGGAGGGUCAGGCCAACCAACACCUUCAGGUCGGGGACCCCGCCGUUAUUCUGGAGACCAAUGACCUCUACACGCUGGCCUUUGACCUUCCGGCAGGGGUCGACCACGACGGGCUGGAAGUGUCUGUCAGCGAUCGUCUGCUGACGGUCAAGGCCAGUAUCACCCGCGAACAGGAGGCCGAUCCCUUCAUCACCAGAGGUGGAUGGGUCACGCGCUCCAGCCGGGUAGACUCUGUCUCUCGCUCGUUCGUGCUCCCGGAGGGCCUCGUCGAGUCUAGCGCGACUGCUUCGCUCUCGGAGGGCAAGGCUGAGGUGAGGUUCAACAAGGACAAGUCGGUGCGCGGUGAAGCGGCGUCCACUGCGGCGCCACCCAUCACCCCGUCCACGACCGGCACCGCCGCUUCCGCGGGGGACACAACCGCCGCUCCUACUUCUUCGGCCGACGCCGGAAGAACACCGCCCACUGACUCUACCGGCAGCACGGCUGUUGCUGAGCCCUCAGCUGCCGCUGCAUCUUCUUCUGCAUCGUCUCCCGUCGACGCCGCGUCCACCCCUGCUGCUUCUACUGAACCCCGGCCUUCGCGCCCCACGUUCCCGUUCGAGGCUGUGGACCAGGAGUUCCGCGAGUUCGCCAAGGCGAUGUGGGGGGAGCACGUGCUCGAGCGGCUGCAGGUGCCCACGCAGGAGGAGCUGGCGGAGCAGGCCGCGAUGGCCCGGGAGGCGUGGACGAAGCGCGAGGCUGAGUUCGAGGAGAGGGCCAGGGCGGCGAAGGAGGCCAGGGCUAAGCGCGUGCUGGCGAUGAGGAGGGCGACGAUGGCGGCGAACAUCUCGCUGUCGGAGGAAGGAUCGUCGUACGUCGUCAGGUUCGCUCUACCGGAGGGCACCACUCGCGAGGACGUCAAACUCACGGUCAACCCUUCAAACUCUAUCCGCGUCGCGGUCUCUGCUAGAAGCACCGCUGCAGCAGGCCCCGACCGCCCAGUCUACAAGGACGUGGUUCUCCCGAAGGACGCCAUCCUCUCCGAAAUCUCGGCCAAGUUCGAGGCCGAGCAGCACCGCGACGGAAAGGGCACCAUCGAGGAGGAGGGCGAGGAGGCGACGGCCGGUGGCGGCGGCGCUACUAAGGAGGGGGCGGUUGCGGGCGUGGAGGUUACCGUAGGCAAGGCAUCUCCACCGCAGCCCAAGCACGUCGAGAUCUUGUAACAAAUCGCUUGGCGUAUUAUUUUGUGUCAUGUGCGCGACGUCGGCAGCCCUGUGUUGGUUUAUUUAUAAUGUCCGCUACGUGUGAUUUGGUAAAGAGCGAAUUGUAAAAACGCGGGAGGAAAAUAUUUUCAGUCUCGUCUCUGUCGAAGCGGAUGGGAGGAAAAGGGUGCGUAUAUAGAGGAGUUUGGGGCUCUCAGUAAAGUAUGGGUCGAAAAUGUCAAACUGUCUAGAGAAAAAAGCGGCUGGCCGUCUGCGGUGUGUUGAAGCAGACACCAGUCCAUCCAGUACGCCUUGUAGACAACUUUGGGGAAGCAAUAGAGCCUCCGAGAUACUUCAGCAGCAUUUUUUGAUGCAGUGUCAGUGUGCUUGUCCCGUGGGGCUUGGGGAGGUUUCACUCCAUGCCGGGCGACCGGUGAAAGACACGGAGAGCAUUUGCACGGCAGUUAGAUCCACAAAAACGGCAGUUAGAUCCAUACUAGAGCAGCAAAAGCACUUUGUGGUAAUCGGCGUGCUGUUGGGUGAUAAUGAUGUGUGUCAACAUUGUUUUGGUGGGAAGCAGUCAGACAGAAGCCUCUCGGGGAGAGGGGGGAGCGCGGGAAGCCGAAUUAGAGAGAUCACGUGCUCGAUGGCUUAGUUGGUAUGAUUAGGCUUACGCGGCGUCUCGGCCGGCGUUCGUGGGUGUACAUCUGUCACAUCGCCGGGCUGGUGGAAAUCAAUAUAUCAUAGCCAGCAAUUUCUAUACUUCAUCUGUACUUCUUUGGCAUUCUCGCGGGAAUACGCAACCUGGUCUUUUCGCAUGGCACUAUUACUAUGUGUGCGGGGCUUUGCCACCUCGUGGGUGCCUU
Molecule: messenger RNA, 2506 nt
Organism: Ectocarpus sp. CCAP 1310/34
Lineage: Eukaryota; Phaeophyceae; Ectocarpales; Ectocarpaceae
Source: the annotation of a GenBank genome assembly